Staurois parvus is the source of this 334-nucleotide messenger RNA. The record is from the annotation of a GenBank genome assembly. Lineage: Eukaryota; Metazoa; Chordata; Amphibia; Anura; Ranidae.
AUAUAGUGAAUGCAGGGUCCGGGGAGACCGGAUAUAGUGAAUGCGGGGUCCGGGGAGAGCAGGUAUAGUGAAUGCGGGGUCCGGGGAGAGCGGAUAUAGUGAAUGCAGGGUCCGGGGAGACCAGAUAUAGUGAAUGCAGGGGUCCGGGAAGACCAGAUAUAGUGAAUGCAGGGUCCGGGGAGACCAGAUAUAGUGAAUGCAGGGUCCGGGAAGACCAGAUAUAGUGAAUGCAGGGUCCGGGGAGACCAGAUAUAGUGAAUGCAGGGUCCGGGGAGACCAGAUAUAGUGAAUGCAGGGUCCGGGGAGACCCGAUAUAGUGAAUUCAGGGUCCGGG